Symbiodinium necroappetens is the source of this 1803-nucleotide messenger RNA. Lineage: Eukaryota; Dinophyceae; Suessiales; Symbiodiniaceae. The record is from the annotation of a GenBank genome assembly.
AUGGGCAACUCCGGACUACUGUCCUGCUGUGUGAACGACCACAAAGUGGAGACGAAGCUCCAAGCUUUGCCACCUCAGCGCAAGCUCCGUCCGCUGCUAUGUGAUCUUGAGGCUCAGUUUGCGCAGUACGCCGGCUCGGACAAGGAGCUGGACGAGCAAGAAUUGGCCGAAGUCUGGAUAAAGGCGGCAGAAGUGAAAGUAGGAAAAGUCUCCCCAGAAGAAGCUGCGUUCAUUAAGCAGAGCACAAAGGAAUAUUUCAAGACCAUGGACAUUGACAAGUCUGGCAAGGUCACGUACGAAGAGUUCGUCGCAGGCAUGCUUGGUGGACACGAAGAUGCAAGCCACCUCACGCAGCUGCGACAGGAACUCAACACCAAGAUGAAGAGCGAUCCUGGUCAAUUGCAGAGGUUGGUGAACCAAUUUCAUGAGUGGGACAAGAACGGUGAUGGGUAUAUCACAAGAGAUGAGCUCGAGGAGCAUGUGGUGCAGCUUCAGCAGAUGGCCUUGUCGGAUGGCAAGGUAGACAAGUCCGAGAAGAAACGUAUUGACGAGGCGCGCAAGAUGAUGGAAGAGGUUUUUGCUGAGGCAGAUGUAGACUUGGAUGGACGGGUGGACCUCUGGGAGGUGAUGGCAUAUGUGCUUGGGCGGAAGAAACAGCCUGUCGAGUUGCUGCUCUACGACAUCUCCAAGGGAAUGGCGGCCAAACUUGGGCCGCUACUCCUUGGGAAGAGUGCCGAGGCUGUGCACACUGGGGUCCUGGUUUACGGCAGCGAGUACUGGUACGGUGGCAAAGUCUUCCGGAGCAAUCCACCGUGCCGGAAACAGUUUGGUGAGCCGCUGAAGCAGCCUUGGGGCAUUGAACUGGAGCAGUCCGAGGCUGUGCCCGAGCUGCCGGUGAUCCGACUUGGAUACACUUUUGUCACUCACCAGGAGUUCCUCCAGUGGCUGAAAUCUGGAGUCCAGGAACGAUACACUGGACUGCACACGUACGACCUGCUGUCGCACAGUUGCAACCACUUCAGCAACGAGGUGUGCACGUUUCUGCUCGGGCAAGGGAUUCCGGAGAAGAUUUUUGAGCUUCAGAAGACAUUUCUGUCUGGCCCGAUUGUAGCAUUGCGGCCAUUCCUGAAUCGCUACCUUGGCGGUUUCGCACAUCACGACAAGGGUCUUGAUGAGAACCUCAUGUCCAAGGACCAAGAAGUCGAAGGUGGCCAGGUAGAGUCCAUCAAGGACGAGCUUCUGGGCGCCGGCGACGUGGUGCUGGUGGAGGGCAUCGACUCCAUCCACGGCGCUGUUUUGGCCACGAUUCUGAAGGAGGAAAACGGGAAGUGUGAGAUCAAAUAUUUCGAUCCCACGGAGAACCGAAUCGAAAUCAUGUCCAAUGUUCCUCUGUCCAAGUGCAAAAAGACCGCCUCUUGCGGCCCGUGCCAGGCAGCUCCGGCCUCGGCAUCCGCUGGAGACGCAGAUGCCUUCGCAGCAGUACUGCACCAGUCGUGGCAGCCUUUUCAGGUCCUGCCCGCGCAAUCGCAUGCAUCGCAGCUACAAAGCCCCACAGUGGCACCAAACGUGGCAACUAUUUCGCCGUCACCUCCAGUGCUGUGGCAAGUUCCGCAGGCCUUGCACGCCGUGCUUUUCUUAUGCCCCGACGGCUUCCCGGAUGCAUCUAACAUCGAGCGCUCUUCACUUCAGGUUUCCACUCAAUGCCCGGGCACCUCCAUGCCCAGCACUCCGCGUUUCAUGGCGCAAGAGGCUCAGGCCAUGGCAAAAGCAGCAGCAGUUGCGGUGGCCAAGGUCGGACACUAA